Phragmites australis (common reed) is the source of this 575-nucleotide messenger RNA. RefSeq lists its product as uncharacterized. Bases 58 to 519 code for a protein of 153 amino acids. NCBI's taxonomy places the organism in Eukaryota, Viridiplantae, Streptophyta, Magnoliopsida, Poales, Poaceae. The record is from RefSeq and is a predicted model, not a curated record. The transcript is spliced from 5 exons.
AUUGGGCAUCAGUAUGAGUGUGUCUUGAAUGACCGCACUAGGGUUGAAUCGUAUACCAUGCCUAUUCAAUUUCCACUCUAUCCGAAGCAUCUCACGCCAAUCCAUGAAGUGUACCGACGUCCUAACAAGACGUUUGUUGAUAUAGCCGGAGUUGUUGUGCACUGGUGUAAACUUGAGCACGUUGGUCAUAGUAAACCCUAUAGAGAGGUCAUACUCAUGGACACAAGGUUCAACCUCAUAGUUGUUGGAAUUUGGAGUGAGCUUUUAGAGCGGUAUGCGAUAAGCUUGCAAUCUGCAGGAAAUAAUAAUCAUGUUAUUCUUGGGACCAUGCUAAAAUUGAAUAAAAGACACAGGUGUCUGGAGACUUCAGAUCACACGAGUUUUGCAUUCAAUCCAGCUAAUCUUCAAACACGUCAACUGCAUGCCUUCGAGCGGUGGUGCGUCACGGGCAAGAGAGACCUCAGAUUCGUGAAUAGAUUUGUUGAAAAAAGGUGGGCGUACCUCGCAACAGUGGUGUGACCUAUGUUGGAUACUUAUGGAUUCAAGUUCACCUUGAAGGAUAAUUUUGUAACAGA